CUGGUACUUUCAGGGUUUAACCAGAUAAUUAUCAACUUGUCCAAAACCCUCUCGCGCCCUCUCAUGGCUACCUCUAACCUUACUAGGGUUUCUUCUCCGGCUUACUCCACUGGCUCCCCCGCACACGCUCCUUUAAAGCGCGUUGGCACUCACAACGGCAGUUUCCACUGCGAUGAGGCCCUUGGCUGCUUCAUGAUUCGUCUCACUGACAAGUUUUCCCACUCCGAGAUUGUCCGUACCCGAGAUCCCAAGGUAUUGGAGGGGCUUGAUGCUGUGCUUGAUGUUGGAGGCGUGUAUGAUCCUAGUCAUGAUCGAUAUGAUCAUCACCAGAAGGGAUUUGAGGAGGUGUUUGGACAUGGUUUUAAUACAAAGCUUAGCAGUGCCGGACUUGUUUAUAAGCAUUUUGGCAAGGAGAUAAUAGCUAAAGAGCUUCAGCUUGGAGAAGAUCACCCAGAUGUGCAUAGAUUAUUUCUGGCCAUUUACAAAAGCUUCAUGGAGGCAAUUGAUGCAGUUGACAAUGGAAUCAACCAGUUUGAUACUGACAAGCCUCCAAGAUAUGUGAACAAUACACAUUUAUCUUCUAGGGUAGGAAGAUUAAAUCUAGACUGGACAGAUCCUGAUCAAUCACCUGAGAAAGAGAACGAGGCUUUCCAACAAGCAAUGGAUUUAGCCGGUAGUGAGUUCUUAGAAAGUGUCCAAUUUCAUGCAAAAUCAUGGUUGCCAGCAAGGUCAAUUGUGAUGGAGUGUAUUGCCGAGAGAUUUGAUGUGGAUCCUAGUUGUGAAAUUAUGUUUUUGAAAAGGUUUUGCCCUUGGAAACUUCACUUAUUUGAGCUUGAAGAGGAGCUGAAGAUUGAGCCUCCUAUUAAGUAUGUUCUUUAUGAGGAUGAAAGAGGCAAACAAUGGCGAGUUCAGUCAGUUGCAGUAUCUCCUGACAGUUUUGAGAGCCGGAGGCCCCUCCCUGCUCAGUGGCGAGGUUUGAGGGACGAUGAGCUGUCAAAAGGGGCAGGAAUUUCUGGCUGCGUCUUUGUUCACAUGAGUGGGUUUAUCGGUGGAAACCAGACUUACGAGGGUGCUCUAGUGAUGGCGAAAACCGCUCUAAAGAUAUGAUCUUGGGAGAUAACUUUUAUUUCUUUCACUUGGCUUGACAUCUUUUACAUGAUUUUAUGAUAGGAUUUGUAUUAUUUACCAAAUUUGUGGCUUUAUACAGUGCUGUAUGAUUCAAUUGAACUUUUAGGAUGAAAUGAAAUCUGAGAGUUGGAAA
Molecule: messenger RNA, 1261 nt
Organism: Hibiscus syriacus
Lineage: Eukaryota; Viridiplantae; Streptophyta; Magnoliopsida; Malvales; Malvaceae
Product: MYG1 protein-like
Exons: 7
Coding region: 64-1107 (347 amino acids)
Cellular component (GO): nucleus; cytoplasm
Source: RefSeq, a predicted model, not a curated record